UCGUACGCGUACGUAUACCAGCUGGCAUACCGAUUUCGAAUGCAAUACGGUCUGGUAUACGGUGGUAUAAAAACAAGGGGGUACGGAUGCCUCCCUGCCCCCCUCCGCAUUAAACGUUUCCUUUGCGUCCGAAAGCUUCGGCGAUUCGUCCAAAGGCAACGGUUCGCGCGCUCUUUUCCUCUUUUUCUGUUAAUUAAUUUAUUAGUAUUUCUUUUCGCAUUAUUUAGUUUUCGCCCCAUCUAGUUUUAGCAGUUUUUUACUAUUUUGUUUUCUCGUCUAGUUUAGAUUGUUUGUUCAUUCUUUUGUUUAGUGCGGGCUAGUUUCUGUCUUUCGUUCUUAUUUCCGUUCGCUUCUUCAUUCCAUCUCCUGUUAUCAUAUCAUUUCAGUUAAUCUUCUCAUCUACUUUGCAUCGUCAGUUAGUCUUCUGAUUUCCAUCCUAGCUAAAUAGUUUUCAAUAUACUAGUCUGUUAAUCUUCCUUUCCUAGUUUGUACGUUUUCGUUCAUUUCCUGCUCUCGUACUUAUUUUUCUGUUCGUUUUCGUCUAGCUUAGAUUUCAUCUCCUGUUAAUCUUCUGUAGUGCCAUCUUCUGUCUUCCUUUAGCGCUUCCGUUUAGCUUAGUUUCCAUCGUCAGUUAGUCUUCUAGUUUAAUUUCCAUCCUAAGCUAAUCUUUCUAUUAGUUUCAAUAUACUAGUUUGUUAAUCUUGCUGCCUAGUUUCUACAUACGUUCAUUUUCUGCUUUCGUACUUGUUUUAUCUAUUUUCCUGUUAACGUGCACGCGUGUGGCUUGUCACUCAUGGCUGCCGUGUGCACGGUCACCCCUGCUACUACUCUGCCACGUGCAGGCAGUGCGAGGGAGCGUUCAGCUUGGGGCAGCGAGAAGCCCGGCCGCGCGUCGGCGAGCAAGAGCUGGACCAAGGACAAGCUCGUCGCUCGUACCUCGUCGAGCGUUCCGGGCCGUGCGUCCCUGAGCGACAACUGGAUAAGAGACAAGGCCGCGAGGAAGGAGAUUGGCAUCGACCACGUCGAGCGGUCGCCGUCGAGGGAGAUCAUCAGUCAGAUCGGAGGCAAGGCUGAGAAGGAGGAGAUCAGCGACGAGCGUGCGGAGCAAUCGCCGUCAAGGGAGAUUGGAGCCAAGAGGGUCUUGAGCCGAGCGCCGUUGGUGGAGGUCGAGCGAAGCUAGAGGAGGAUGCGGAGCCGGUGGCGGUGGCCGUGGAGUACUACGCUGGCCCGGCGUUAAUAAAGACACCGCACCGAGCGAGCUGCCCUUGCCUACGUUUCCCUUGUUCAUCAAGUCUCCGGACCCGAGCGAGUUGCUAAUUCCGAAGUUCUUGAAGGCACGCAAACAGGCUGACGACAGCUAAAGAGUCGCAGUUUAUGAGAUAACAACACCGUUGAUAGUAAUCAGAGCUACUUCUGUUAAUCUAGUUUCGCUUGGCUCUAUGCCUCUGU
Messenger RNA from Panicum hallii, 1449 nucleotides. RefSeq lists its product as uncharacterized. Lineage: Eukaryota; Viridiplantae; Streptophyta; Magnoliopsida; Poales; Poaceae. The transcript has a single exon. The record is from RefSeq and is a predicted model, not a curated record. The coding region runs from base 794 to 1180 and encodes 128 amino acids.